Messenger RNA from Osmia bicornis bicornis, 3666 nucleotides. RefSeq lists its product as uncharacterized. Gene Ontology annotation, molecular function: protein binding. The record is from RefSeq and is a predicted model, not a curated record. Bases 968 to 2701 code for a protein of 577 amino acids. The transcript has 7 exons. NCBI's taxonomy places the organism in Eukaryota, Metazoa, Arthropoda, Insecta, Hymenoptera, Megachilidae. Gene Ontology annotation, cellular component: nucleus. Gene Ontology annotation, biological process: regulation of transcription by RNA polymerase II.
AAUUUUUGUACUUACUAUGAUUUCGUAUAGUUUGAUCAUCAUUGAAAAUUUCAUUCAGUUCAUCGAUAGAUAACUUGAAAAUCGAGACAGACUAUUUAGUAUGUAAAAGUAGUCAGAGUAAACCUACUGAAGAAUUAAGGAUGUUCAUUAAUGUAAUAAUCAAUAUUAAUGAGUAGUUCAAAGUUCCAUGAAUAUCACAGCACAUCCUCUUACUAUACUUCGUUCAAUUACAAAACAUGAUUAUGCAGCUAACUAUUAACAGCUUUUAUUCGUAACGAUACGGAUGUUCUCAAUUUUACUAAACCAGAAUCUCCUUAUUUCGUAUACGCAACUAUAACGAACUUGAAUGUUCCAUUAAAAAUUGUAGCAAUGAUCCUUACACUUGCUACCAGGAUAUCUGUAAUAACAAUCUCGUUAAUCGUCGCUAGUUAUCCUUUCCUACAUAUGUCACCUAUUCAUUAUUACUUUAAUAUUAAACCUUUUACUUCAGCAUUAUCCAGUUCAUUCUCCUUUAUUAUACUAUCUACCUUCCAAUUGAAAACUAGUCAUUUUAUCGCGUCCGUUAUAAAAACUCUUAAACACAGUUCUCACAGUAAUCUUUUUCGAUGUAAAAAGAAAUUUAAACUUACAAGAUGUUAACAAUCAUUCGUUUAAGGCGCGAACCGGCUAGGUAGCCUUACCGACAAGUCCCCUAACAGGACUAAAACGAGACGCUCUUUCUUUCUUUCUUUCUUUCAUCCAUCUCUUUUUUACAACCACCAACCAUAGAAUAAACAUAUCUUUCAUGGUAUGCUAAAAUGUGCAUAUCAAAAGGUAUAAAUACGUACACCAUACAUGUGUGUGUGUUUAGUUAAAGUGCAACCGUGUCGCUGCUGUCAGUUUUUUCCAUACACGCGCACAUCGUACAGGUCAAUGGUAUACAAGAAAAAUGCUACAGUAAGAUUACACUAGUGAAGAAAAUAGGAAUAUGAGGAACAACAAGAUGCCGCAACGCGUGAAAAGUGCGUCCAACGAAAACAAAGUGAAGAUCGAGGAAGAGGCAUCUACAUCGUUUCCUCUAGCUGAGAAUUCCGGCGAAGAUGAUCCAAACGUAGCCGAAGUAGUCCUCUCAAACAAGGGAGGGCCAAAAUUGAUCCAUCGCGGUUUUAUGUACACGUUGCACAAAAAACAACCAUAUAAUAUACGAUGGAGAUGCGUUGGCAGAACGAUGCAUUGUAGAGGUAGCCUUAUCACGACUACGAGUUGUACAAAACCGAGGGUACGUAUGGAGCACAACCAUAAGCCAGACUUCGCUGCCGCUCAGGUUGCCAGGAAACGAUACUUGGCUCUUGGCAAACCUUGCGUAUUAACAAAUUUAGAAGGGAAUCAGAAUUCUAUGAAUGCACCACAACGGAUGAUCCAUAAAGAAAAUGAUGUCCCAAAGGAGCAGGAAGGAAGACGGCGGACCACGCGAACGACAGCUAGAAAAGUAUUGCAAUCACCGUCACAGUCCAAUACAACCGGUAAAACUAUAAGAAUAGCAGCACAGUCCUUGGUAAGACCUCACCUCAGGAAUAUUGCGCCUGCACCUAUACAGCAGCAACAGCAACAACAGCAACAGCAACGACAACCAAAGACUCUUGUGUUAAAAACAAUACCCCUUAAAGUAAAACAAGUUGCCCCUACAACCAUUAAAAUGCCACCUAGACAAACUACUCAAGGAUUACCUCAUAACAUUGUGCACCAACAGCCUACAGAGGUUUGUUUAAGAUGGAACAGUUAUCAUAGCAACAUGCAAAACAGUUUCCCAUCUUUGUUAGACUCUGAGCAAUUCGUUGAUGUUACCUUGGCCUGUGAAGGCCGUUCGUUAAAAUGUCACAAGAUGAUACUAUCGUCGUGCAGCGAUUAUCUAGCGGAUUUAUUACGCGAAAACCCCUGUCAGCAUCCGAUUAUUUUAAUGAAAGAUCUGAAAUUCUGGGAGGUUGAAGCACUAGUCAAAUUUAUGUAUCGCGGUGAAGUUAACGUUGCCCAUGAUAAACUGCCACAAUUAUUGAAUGCAGCUGAAGCAUUACAAGUAAAAGGAUUAGCUGGACCAAAUCCUUCAUCUCAGAAUCCAAAGCCACCGUUACUUAUACCGCAAUCAAAGCCAGUAUCUCAACCAGUUCCUCGAGCCUCAUCAGAGACCAAAGAGAAAGCUUCUACUUCUGGCGUUACUACGCCUUCUAGUCCGAAACGUGCACAAAAGCGACAACAUACAGAACCCACCGAACCAAAACCAUUUACCAAGAUACGCUUACAACGACCCGUAACACCUACGUCGCCGGGUGUUACAGUGAAAAUGGAACCGCUGGAUAUACCUCUAAGCCCAACCGAGAUAUUCCCCGAGACUACCGAAGACUGUUCGACACCGUCGAAUUUCGACAAACUAAUGAGUUUACACGAAGAGGAUGAUCCGGGUGGCAACGAGGUGACCGAUGGCGAAAGGGAAAUUAAUUUCUGCGAGAUACCCGAACCACCGGAUAUAAACGACAGCGAGGACCAAAUGGAAUUUGUACCUACAGACUUUUUAGACCAGGAACAAGACAUAGUCGAAGAAACGGAAACGGCAUCCAAUAAGGAUAACAAAGAGGAAUCUAGAGAUUAUAGUUCUGUCGAGCUUGAAGACGGUGAAAGAAGCGAAAAUGAAAAGGAACCAUGUUCAAAAGAGAAAAAACCUGUUUAGUAAGAUGAUCUAUAAUAUUCAGUGUUUCAAUUAUUGUUUAUGAGAAAUAAUUUAACGAGAUUUACGUUUCGAGCUUUUAGUUUUUUGAAAGGUUCUUAGGGUUAAUUAUUAUUGCUAUAAAAGUACCUUACAAAUUCUUCGCCUGAGAUUCAUUUUAUCGAUUCACUUUUAAACACAUACAUAUACAUAUAUUACUUUUGUGAUAUUGUUUUACGUAAUCUAUCAUUGCAACAAGCUUUUAAGCUUCGUUUCCGAUUGAAUAAAUAUAUGUAUCAAAACUCAGUCGUUCGUUCUUAGAGAAAUAUGAAAGGAUAUUUCAUUAAUGUUGUAAAUAGAAGAAUAUAUGCGGUUGAAGAAGUAAAACUAUUUUUACCACUUGCUAUAUGAAUUGUAGCAGCUAUACAUAUAUACGUGUAUAUCUUUCAAGCGUUUUCUGCGAGUUCAUUGUUCAAAAUUCAUAUUUCUAUACAAUCGAUUACGCUGGAAAGUACGAUUUAAACGAUAAUGAUUGAUUAAUUGUACAUAUUUAUAAAAGUAUGUAUAACCAGUUUUAUUGUGUGACUCUUAGGAACCGAGUACUGUACAUGACCUUUAAUGUCUUUAAGUGUAAUCAUAAUUUAUUUGCGUAAAAGUUAAUCCAUACUUUUAUAUUUCCAUAAAAUUGUAAUUCGUAUAACGAUAUCGGUGAUCGAUUAGACGUUAAUUAAUCGAUUCUUAAAUUGUUGCUAAGAAAGUAAACUUUCUGUAUUUUAAUCUGAUAUGUACAAACACAAUGAAAGUUUUAGUUGCACCUGUUGACAUCAUCUAACAAGUUUUACAAUCUUUUCAUAAUUUUUGUCGAAACGAAAUAUUUAAUUUUGUUACCGAAUUAAUGAAAAAUCGAUGCAUUUAUAAGAUGUCAUAAAAAUUCCUUUUCAUUAGAUAAGAUUGUAAGAUGGAUUCAUUGGAAUAUAGAUUGAUAAUUC